CUUGUAUUCCCACUAAAGCAUCAGAAAUCAUUCUUCCUCUCAUGCCCAUGAAGACCCACCUCCUAAAAUUAUUACUAGCACUCCCUCUCUUCUUCUUCCUAGCCCAAGCUGGGUUUAACCCAAAAUGUGACAUCAAAGACCAAAGCUCAACCCUCAAAGUCUACCACAUAUACAGCCCAUGCUCACCAUUUAGGCCACAAAAGCCAGUUUCUUGGGGUGAGAGUGUGCUACAAAUGUUUGCCAAGGACCAAGCCAGGCUCCAGUACUUGUCUAGCUUGGUGGGUGCUAAGAAAUCUUCAGAGCCAAUUGCAUGGGGCAGGAACAUCAUUCAGAGCCCAACUUACAUUUUGAGGGUCAAUAUUGGUACCCCUGCUCAAACCAUGCUCAUGGCCUUGGAUACUAGCAAUGAUGCUGCUUGGGUUCCUUGUUCUGGCUGUAUUGGCUGCUCUUCAACUGUGUUUGACUCCGCUAAGUCCACCACUUUCAAGCCUCUUGGGUGCCAAACUGCCGAGUGCAAACAAGUGCCGAACCCCACUUGCGGAGGCAGCACGUGCACAUUCAACCUCACCUACGGCGGCUCCACCAUCGCAGCGAAUCUCUCACAGGACAAUAUCACACUCGCUACCGACCCCAUCCCCAACUUCACAUUGGGUUGCAUCCAGGCGGCAACUGGCACGUCGGUCCCACCACAGGGUCUACUGGGCCUGAGCCGAGGCCCAUUGUCGCUCUUGUCGCAAACCCAGAACCUGUACAAGUCCAUAUUCUCUUAUUGCCUGCCUAGCUUCAAGUCUCUCAACUUUUCUGGCUCGUUAAGGCUUGGGCCCGUUGGACAGCCCAUUAGGAUCAAGUAUACACCCCUGUUAAAGAAUCCUAGAAGACCAUCUCUUUACUAUGUCAACAUGGUCGGAAUUAGGGUUGCCCGGAAAGUCCUCGACAUCCCGGCCAGUGUGUUUGCCUUCAAUCCAACAACCGGUGCCGGAACGAUCAUUGAUUCAGGUACGGUGUACACCAGAUUGGUCCAACCAGCGUACAUUGCAGUCCGGGAUGAGUUCAGGAGGAGAAUAAGGAACGCAACGGUGACAACCCUAGGAGGAUUCGACACAUGUUACUCGGGCCCCAUCGUUGCUCCGACAAUCACAUUCAUGUUUGCAGGGGAUGUGAACAUGACAUUGCCAAUAGACAACAUACUCCUCCGUAGCAGCGCAGGCAGCAUUUCGUGCUUGGCGAUGGCAGCAGCGCCGGAUAAUGUGAAUUCGGUACUGAAUGUGAUAGCCAAUAUGCAGCAACAGAACCAUAGAAUUGUUUACGAUGUUGCCAAUUCAAGGCUUGGCAUUGCCCGUGAGCUUUGCUCUUGAUUCUUGGCAACUUUUUCCGCUAUGUCCCUCUAUAUUUGGCACCAUAUAGUCAUUGUGUUAUGUCACGGGGGGUUUGCUAUUUGUGUUUUUUCUUCUUCUUUACCUUUUGUCAUGAUUUGAAGUUUUUAAUGAUUAGUUCAUAGGCCGUACCAAGUCACGGGCACUUUUGUUUUGUGAGGCUUUAAUAAACGUUUAUUAUGUCAAAAACUCA
This is a messenger RNA of Tripterygium wilfordii, 1566 nucleotides long. RefSeq names its product aspartyl protease AED3-like. Gene Ontology annotation, biological process: proteolysis. The record is from RefSeq and is a predicted model, not a curated record. Gene Ontology annotation, molecular function: aspartic-type endopeptidase activity. The transcript has 3 exons. NCBI's taxonomy places the organism in Eukaryota, Viridiplantae, Streptophyta, Magnoliopsida, Celastrales, Celastraceae. Bases 42 to 1355 code for a protein of 437 amino acids.